Molecule: messenger RNA, 1976 nt
Organism: Hyla sarda
Lineage: Eukaryota; Metazoa; Chordata; Amphibia; Anura; Hylidae
Product: secreted frizzled-related protein 5-like
Exons: 4
Coding region: 1122-1976 (284 amino acids)
Biological process (GO): canonical Wnt signaling pathway; non-canonical Wnt signaling pathway; negative regulation of canonical Wnt signaling pathway
Molecular function (GO): Wnt-protein binding
Source: RefSeq, a predicted model, not a curated record
GACUGCUGCACCUGAGUUUCAAAGCAAAUUUUUUUGCGCAAAUAAAUUGCCACUGCUAGUGUUUUUUUUUAUUAUCAUCAUCUUUUGAGAGAAACACAGGGGAUAAAAUGACAAAUAAUAAUGCAUAUACUAAUACCCACUUUUUGGAGGGAAAACGCCACAUAAACUGCUCCAAAAUAAGGAGGUAGUUUUCUGGCCUUUUUUAGGUAAAAAAAAAUUAAAAUAAAUAAAUAAAAAACACCAAACAAAAGUUGUGUCUGUUUAUAGCUUUAGGCUAUUUUUUUUGUCCCAGCGGUUGGACCCCCAGCGAUCAGAUGCUUACCCCAUAUAUUGUAGAUAAGAGAUACGUUUUUCUUUGCUGGAUAAUCGCUUAAAAAUAUAACUGUCAAAUAAUUACUUGUAGCUCUUGCAGAUAAAUAUACUGGUUAAUUACAUAUGUGUAGUUGGUAUACAGGAGCCUUGCCCCUCAAAAGGGAGAAAUUAUGUGGAUAUCAGAUGUCUACCAGAUCACAGAAUCCGCCGGAUAAUUAGAACAGUCUGUUAUGUAUGUUAGGCUCCAGACUGAAAAUUGUGCUUAUGCCAGAAAAAAAAAAAGUCUUGAUAAUACCUGGUAACAUGGGAAAAAGCAUUCUCUGAGACUGUAAAAAUGUUUUAAGAGACAUAGAGCAAUUAGCAAUAUCAAAACAUAUUGUAAGUCCGUUCUUAGGAUACAUCAGGUCAGCAUUCGUACAGUAUAAUGCAGACUGGCCAAGCUCAGGAGACAGCCAGUCUGUCCAGGCUCUCUUACUUUUCCACUUAGCAUGUACAUAACAAAACCCCCAAUUUGUCUCAUUUUAAUAUCCCAGUCUACAUGAUGCAGCGUAGUCUUGGCACUUUCAAAGUAAUGAAAUCUAUUAUGCAAAUGUAACAUUCAAGGGAAGUCUGCCAUGCCGGUGUGUCUCCACCUCUUUCGUUAUCACAACAAUCACCUGAGUGGGCAAUGAGUCCAAGUUGUGUCUUGUGUGUUUUGAUAAGCCAUGGAUAAUGAAUAGGUAGGGGCUUCAAACAUGGUAUAUAAGCAACUGAGACUACAGCAAUGCCAGUACCUGAGCACUUGAGCAAGGCUUGACAUCUCCCACAAAAUGACCUCUUCUACUGUCUUCCUGCUCCUUACUGGAUACCUUGUUGGACUAUGCAAGGCAUUUGAUAUUGGAUUAUCCACAAGAUGUGUCUCUAUACCUAAAGAACUUGGUAUAUGCCAUAACCUCGGCUACACAGAGAUGAGACUUCCUAACCUGAUGGGGCAUACCACCAUACCUGAAGUUGUGUCCAAGACAGCAGAAUGGCAUAAGCUUCUGCAAACUGGCUGCCACCCAUAUGCCCGAAUGUUCCUAUGUUCCUUGUUUGCUCCAGUCUGCCUUGACACGUUCAUCCAGCCUUGUCGCAGUAUGUGUGAGGCUGUGAGGGACAGCUGUGCCCCUGUGCUAGCGUGUCAUGACCAAUCCUGGCCUGAGAGCCUGAACUGUGAUCGAUUUCCAGCUGGUGAUGAUAUGUGCCUGGACACCCUAAGUAAAGAAUACCAGUAUUCAUACAAAGAAUUUCCCAAACCAACAUGCCAAGGCUGUCCAUUGAUUGAAGAGUCUUAUUCAUACAGGGGUGCCUUGGGAGCUUUUUGCGACAAUGACUUUGCUGUGAAAGUAAAGUUGGCAAAAAGAAAGUUUGCUUCAGGACAUCAUGAAUAUGUAACCGAGGGCCCUGUAGAAUUUAUUAACCAAGGAUUGCUGCUUCCAUUUGACACACGCAAUCUGAUUGAACAAUGGCUAAGAAUUAAUGAAAACUGUGCUAACAGGAUGGUCCGACACUCCAGGUCCAUGGUCUACAUUUUAGCUGGAGAUAUCCAGAAUGGACAAGUUCUGGUCAACAGAGUAUUCCACUGGCACAAGAAGGACUCUCAGCUGACUUUGGCCACCAGAAAAUGGAGGCACCAUAAAUGUUAA